AAUUUAAUUGGUGUGGUGGGCCUGAUUUUCUGACAAAAAUACCAAGAUCUGAAAUUAGUUGUACCGGGUAUCUCGUCUAGUCGUUUGAGAUGGCAGAAGACGGGAAGUUCCGAAUUGAGAAGUUCGAUGGUACAAAUUUCAGUUGGUGGAAGAUGCAAAUUGAAGAUUUGCUGGUUCAGAAAGAUUUGGACGUGGUAUUGGGUGACAAGCCAGAAAAGAUGUCAGAUGCAGAUUGGGCAGGAUUGGAUCGGAAAGCUAUGUCCGUGAUCCGUCUCUCGUUGACCAAGAAUGUUGCGUUCAACAUUCUGAAGGAGAAGACAGCGAAAGGAAUUUUGGAAGCGUUGUCUAACAUGUACGAGAAGUCAUCUGCAGCUAACAAAGUUUUUCUGAUCAGAGAGCUGGUGAACACAAAAAUGAAAGAAGGCACUUCAGUUACCGAGCAUAUCAACAAGUUGAAUUCGAUCUUAGCCAGACUUUUGUCAGUGGGCAUUAAGUUCGAUGAUGAAGUUCAAACUUUACUACUGCUAUCGUCUUUACCUGAUAGUUGGUCCGGAACGGUUACAGCGGUUACCGGUUCAGUGGGACCUGAUGGAUUCACCUUUGAUCAGAUUCGAGAUUUCGUUCUUGGUGAGAAUGUCAGAAGAAAGAGUUCAGGGGAGUCAUUUGGUGAAUUGCUUCAUGUUGGUAGAGGCAGAAGAAAUAGCAGAGGUAGUGGGAGCGGGAACAGACGAAGGAGUCAGUCGAAGACUCGCGACAGCUCAGGUGUAACGUGCUGGAAGUGCAAGGAGGUAGGGCAUUUUAAGAAUCAAUGCCCGAAUGACAAGAAAGUGAACAUUGCUGAAGGUUCUGCGAGGGACGAGGAAGUCACUCUGACUUGCUGUGAGGAAAGCAAUGUGGAUUCCUGGGUCAUGGAUUCUGGCGCUUCAUUUCAUGCUACCCACAGGAGUGAAGCAUUGCAAAAUCUGGUUAUUAGAGACUUUGGAAAGGUACGACUAGCAGACGAUAGAGCUCUUGAGGUGACGGGCAUGGGUGACAUGGUGUUAAAGACCCCAGUCGGUUUCUGGACUUUGAAGGAUGUCAGAGUUGUUCCAGGCUUGAAGAAAAGUUUGAUUUCUGUCAGGCAGUUGGACGAACAGGGACACGAGGUGAAGUUCAGGGAUGGGCAGUGGAAGGUCGUGAAGGGAAAUCUUGUCAUGGCCCGUGGAAAGAAGAGAGGUUCGCUGUACAGGGUCGAGUUACCAUCUGAGGGAGUGACCGUCCCAGUUCAGAAAAGAAACAAACUCCGGUUCACAGAGUCUCGUGGGCAGAAUAAGGUUGUCUGUGCAAGAGAGAAACCUAGAGCCACUGGUCAGACUCAGGAUGAACGAGCGAGGAAAGGUUCAAGGGGGCCAGUCAGAGAAAAUUUCUUGCUGAGUACGGAGAUUGUUUGUUCUGAGGAUGUUCCAGGAUCCGGCAGUGUGCGUCUGCAGUGGGAGCCGGUAGGGACCGAGGACGAGUCAGGGGCAGAUUUAGCCGUGACUGAUGUGUUGGAGCUUGGGAGAGCUUCAACGGGCCUUUCAGUUGUCUGAUGAGAGGGCCGCUGCAACAGGAGAGCUGAGGAAGAUUACUCGACGUACAGGCGAUCUUGGCGGAUGGCAGUUGAUGAU
This is a messenger RNA of Cuscuta campestris, 1646 nucleotides long. The record is from the annotation of a GenBank genome assembly. Lineage: Eukaryota; Viridiplantae; Streptophyta; Magnoliopsida; Solanales; Convolvulaceae.